Molecule: messenger RNA, 1800 nt
Organism: Penicillium roqueforti
Lineage: Eukaryota; Fungi; Ascomycota; Eurotiomycetes; Eurotiales; Aspergillaceae
Product: Zn(II)2Cys6 transcription factor domain-containing protein
Exons: 4
Coding region: 1-1800 (599 amino acids)
Biological process (GO): regulation of DNA-templated transcription
Cellular component (GO): nucleus
Molecular function (GO): zinc ion binding; DNA-binding transcription factor activity, RNA polymerase II-specific; transcription cis-regulatory region binding
Source: RefSeq, a predicted model, not a curated record
AUGAGCGCCACAGUCCCUGUCAAAAGAAGAGCCUGUGUGGCCUGCACGGCCGCUAAGGCGAAAUGUACACCGCAGGCUGCUGACCUGUGCCAACGGUGCGCUCGUUUGGGCAAGGCAUGCACGUACCUUGACCUCCCGCAGACGAAGCGAAAGCACAAGGUUGCACCAAGCCGUGUGGAUGUACUGGAGAAGAAGGUCGACCAACUGAUGUCACAGCUGGCUACCUUGACCCAACGCACCGUGAUGACCCCGUCCGAUACUCUCAACCCGCCCACCCACGACUCGGCCUCUAGUCAUGACCCGGACUUGGAUUCGGUAGACAUCGACGCGCUGCAUGCUGCUGCUCAAGAUCCGUCACACGGUCCCGAUCCGCCUACUACCUCUGCGAUGGAGGGCCAGCCGACUAUCGUUGAUCGGGGUAUUUUGAGCGAAGCCGAGGCUGAGCGCUUAGUUUCGAGUUUCCAGCUUGACUUUAUUCCUAAAUUUCCUUUUGUUCUGCUUGGACGCGGUGAGACGGCUGAAAGUCUGAGGCGUACACAGCCUUUCCUCUUUUUGUGCAUUGUAGCUGCCACUAUCGGCAGUGCGUCCCCUCUUCGCAAGAUUGUCGCGGAUGAAAUUAUGAAGCAUGUCACCAUGAGAAUCGUGGCACGAUCUGAGAGAAACCUCGAAUUACUCCGUGGUCUGCUUGUUCACAGCGCAUGGUACUCAUAUCCUGGGGAGAAACAUCACCCGCGGCUUCUGCUGUUGAUUCAAUUUGUUGUUUCUAUUUCACAGGAUUUGGGGCUACACAAAAAGACCAAUUUAACUCUAGAUGAGCAGCGGGCAUUACUUGGCACAUAUUGGCUGUCUUCUAGCCUCCAUGGAAGUCUCGGUCGGCUAACUAGCAUGAGCCGAGAUAUUCAAAUCGAUAGGUGCACUCGGAAUUUAUCAUCAACCGAGCAAAUUUCAGAUCGAUGGAUCGCACCGUUCAUUCACAUACAAUCAUUUUUGGCAACAUUGGAUGACGUCCAUGCUUCGAUACAGCCAAGCGGUGGAACAGUACAAGCCCAGGUCAUGCAUGGCUGUCUGCUGCAACAGUUCAAUAACUUGAAAGCAUCCGUGGAGAAAGACCUCGCCGGGAUUCCUUCGUCAACGGAGAAUGCAAUACGCACAGAACUCAAGUACAUUGAGGUACGCCUUGAGGAACUAUGUCUUCGAGAAGAACUGUGGACUAUGGAAUCUACCCACGCAGUCCGCAUCACCAUGUUAAUGAAUAUGAUUCAACGGAGCAAAGAGCUCAUUCACACGAUCAGAAAUUUGCGAAUAUCAGAAAUCAGUCAAAUGACAAUAUCGACAAGUGCUCGUUUAUGUAUUGGAGUGGGCUACAUUCCCACUUUAGUAUUUACCCUGCUCAAUCUCAUUACUGGUCCUAUUGACUCUUCCACCGAAUCCCAAGCCCAGGCUGUUAUCGAUAUGGCAGAUUACCCCAGUCUUGUCACAGAGCUUGCCAACACGUUGGAUGUGAGGUUUGAGGGCAUGUCUACUGCAGAAAAAGAGACAGAUGUUGUGGGCAGUCUCUGCAAUAAAAUGCGGCAGCUUGCUCGAAUUUAUCCCCACCAAGUCAGAAAUAUCAUUGAAAAUGCGCUAUCUCAGGAUGCAAGGCCGGAUGUGUCUAUGGGGGAAGUUCCUCCCAAUGAUGUUGCUAUGGCACCUACAGUUUGGCCGUCGAUAUAUGGCGACUUGGACGGCAUAUUCCCCAUUGAUGACAUUCAGUGGGAUUCUCUUCUGAGAAGUUUCACUGAAAUUACUAGUACUAGCUAG